Pieris macdunnoughi is the source of this 681-nucleotide messenger RNA. Lineage: Eukaryota; Metazoa; Arthropoda; Insecta; Lepidoptera; Pieridae. The record is from the annotation of a GenBank genome assembly.
AUGCUGUGGCAUCUAUUAGCUCUGUCCACACUCGUGGUGACGGUAUAUGGUCAUGGAAGAGUCCUGCAACCCCCAGGCAGGGCUACUAUGUGGAGAAUGGGAUUUAAAACCCCAGCUAAUUAUGAUGAUACGGGCGUGAACUGCGGUGGUUUUGAUAGACAGUAUUCGGUCAAUGAUGGAAAAUGCGGAAUCUGCGGCGACGCCUACGACAUGGAUUUACCACGACCUCAUGAAAAUGGCGGAACCUACGGCCAGGGCGUAAUCGUCGGCGAAUACGAAUCAGGACAAAUAAUCGAAACGAUUGUAGAGAUUACCGCAUACCACAAAGGCUACUGGUACUUCAAACUGUGCCCUAAUCCAAAAAUGGAAUCCAACCAGGAAUGUUUCGAUAAAUAUCCUCUGGAGUUAGAGGAUGGUGGUCUGUUUUAUUACCCCCCGAAAGGUGGAACCUAUACUGCGAGAUACAGACUCCCUGAUGGGGUAUCUUGUGCUCACUGUACCCUACAAUGGAGGUAUGUGGCGGGGAACAAUUGGGGAGUCUUCAGUAAUGGAACUCAGUGUAUUGGUUGUGGGAAUCAGGAGACAUUUGGAGCUUGUUCCGAUAUAAGUAUUGCGCCAUUGAAAUAUAUAGUCCCUGAAGGUGGACCUUUAGAAUUGGAUGUGGCGAGUGAUGAUAACUAA